UUACAAACAAGCCCGUCCAAAGUACAAAAAGUCAUUGGAUACAACACCCAACAACAUAAAUACCUUACUGAACUCCAACGCUCAAGAAAUACCGUAAGUCUUAAAAAUACAAAGUCAGACAAUGAAGGCAUCAUGAUCUUCAAUCACGAGUCAACUGCAUUUGAUAUCCCUAGGCAAACCAUCAAUUUUGACUAUCAAAAAACAGAAAAUCUCCAGCCACCACUGUCCAUCUCAAGUCAAGCGACAAACAUCCAUAUUUCCGAAGUGCCAACCUUGAAGCUUAGCCAGAUCAUAAAGACCACAGCAACCAUAUCAUUCGGAAACCAACCCCCAAACGCUGUUUUCUUCUUCAGAACGGGAGAAACCCUACACGUUGAAGAAGAUUGUAUUGCUGACGACAGCUCUGGGACAACAGAACUUCAUCUCUGGGAGCCACUUAAUAAUAGAAUUCAGCACAACAAAAUGUACCUCUUCAAAAACCUUGUUAUCAAGUCUUACAAAGGUGUCGCACAGCUCACUUCAAGGACUGAUACUUCUUUUGAAGAGAGAAACCGGCAAGUCCACCCAAUAACUGGCCACAACGUUCUUGAAGAAAAAGAAACUUAG
Messenger RNA from Rhopilema esculentum, 606 nucleotides. NCBI's taxonomy places the organism in Eukaryota, Metazoa, Cnidaria, Scyphozoa, Rhizostomeae, Rhizostomatidae. The record is from RefSeq and is a predicted model, not a curated record.